GGUAUACAAAUGGCGCGAGUCGCUAAAAAUCAGAAGUGUUACAUAGCUGAGAAGUGAAAGCUAUGCUUGACAUUACAUGACCCUGUUGUAAAUUGUGUUAGCGAGUGGCUGUUCGCCAAAAAUGUCGUUUUAUGUACAAUAAUUGAUUGGAAAAUGAUGGAUUCACAGAGAAGUAGUGAUUUCCAGGCCACCAACAGAAUAUUUCGCAAAGUAGUUCAUCCUGGCUUGGAUUCUCUACGACUCGUUGACAAGAAUGGCAUGCCCAUUACCACUCCACUUAGCAGCAUGAAGCAGAAAAUGUUCAUCCUUAGUCCACGAGGAGUUCCAACCCGUGUUACAAAUCAUGUCUACAGUGGCCAACCAAUGCGUAUGUCACGUCCCUAUUCUGAAGGGGUUGUAGGAUGGAAAUAUCCAUAUUCUCCAUCAGACCUUAUUCUCAGUGAACAACUUUAUUUGCUGUCUCAUUUAGAGAAGCCAGAUUAUUACAAUGAAAAUUCUUAUGACCCACCAACAUAUAGGACUACCCAAUCAGUCUCUCCGUAUAGCUCCAAAAGGAGUGCAAACUACAACAGAGGGGGGCGACAAAUGGCCAAGGCAAAAAGUGCUUCUAGUCGAGGGUACUUAAGUAGUGUAGCUGAUGAGAAGAGAUAUCUACAGUCAGCCAGCAGCUCUCAGAGUUCUCGCUGGAAUACAAGCAGUCAGGGACUCAGACUAGAGAAAGAAUGGACAGAUCUGGCCAACUCUAGAUCUCUUAAAAGGAAUUCAGAGAUAGUAUCACACAGAGUUGACAGGAUGUAUUUUAUGACUGGUAACUCCAUUAACAUCAAGCCCAAGUAUCACGUGGAUGAUGAGGAACUGAAACAGCUUCGAGAACUCUCCAAAUCCAGACAGUCCUCACGGCGGCAAAACCGGUGUGCUCAUUUCAUGGAACCCUGUGUUGAAGAGGAAUCUGUGUGUCCAGAGCCUAGUGUAAUAGAGGAAGAAGAAACCAUGGGUUCUGAAGAUGAGUUGAAUCAAAUAGCACCCAAUAUCAACCACAGCAAAAAUCAUUCUGUUCAGUCUAUGGUUCUGGAGGGCACUUCAGAAAAAGAUUUAGAAAUACAGAAAGCAUCACAGAAUCAAUAUGAAGAAGUCCCAGAUAAUGUUGAAGAUGAAGGAGGAUAUAAUAUGAGGACUCCUAACUUAUUACAGAGAAAUACAGGCUCAGUGGUGAGCAGUUCUGGUGACCCUGAAUGUGGGCAGCAAUCUGGAGACAUGAAGAUUGUGAGUCCAGAGGAAGGAGAAGUGAUUGAGCAAGAGAAGGAAACUGACCAGGAUGUUGUUUAUGAUGGAAGCUCAAAGAGCAUGAGAAACAAUGCAGACGAGGUAGAUGAGAAUUUGUUGAAAGACCCAUCAUCAGAAUUUGUAGAGUCUAAUGAUACUACAGACCUGAAAUUAAAACCAUUAUCUCCAAAUCUUAGUCAUAUUAGUAAGGAGUCAGGAAUUCAAAUAGAUCAAGAAUUUAAUGAAGAACUACCAUCACAGGAGCCUUCGGAACCAAGAGAUUCUGAAAAGGAGCACGAAUGGGAAGACAGGAUCAAGUUUACUCACUGGAUUGUAGAUUUUGAUGAUGUGUCUGUGGCUGAUCUGUUGGCUCACGGAGAAAAGAAUAUCAUUGGUGAAUGUAUGACAACACUUCUGAAGGAUUUCUAUGCUGGUGUGAAGAAACCUAGGUUUGAAUACAAAACAGGAAUUCAAUUUCAACAAAAUCUAAAAAAGAAAGUUGUAAAGAAACCUAAAAUAUGCAAGAACAAGGAGAAAGGACCAUGUAUAGAAACACCAGUAGCAUGUAAAGAGGGGACAUAUUUUAAGAAGUUCCCAAACAGGAAAGCCAGUCAUCAUGGCUACAACAGACUCCAUCAGAUGCCAGUAAAAUGUGGGUGUAGGGAGAACAAAGGAAAUCUGAACAGUGAUUUGUUUAUUGAAGGGACCCCUGUUCCUAUCUAUAAGUUAGUUGAUGAUACAAUGGAAGAAUUCAAGCUUCAUUACUUGUAAAAAUGGUUUUUCAUAAAAUUUAUUACUAAGUAAUAUAUUUUGCAAUUUUACCAAUUU
This is a messenger RNA of Saccostrea echinata, 2091 nucleotides long. RefSeq lists its product as uncharacterized. Bases 154 to 2034 code for a protein of 626 amino acids. Lineage: Eukaryota; Metazoa; Mollusca; Bivalvia; Ostreida; Ostreidae. The transcript has 8 exons. The record is from RefSeq and is a predicted model, not a curated record.